GUGAUUGCGGUUGCGUUGAUUCCUACUCGUCAUCCUCGUACAUUGUUGGUUCAGCUUCCGUGACUGAUUGCCAAAGCAACAGCAACGAAACUGUUGGAGUUGGUCAGAUAAGUAGCACAACUGCAUUAGUAGCGACAUCUGCUUCAGCGCAAACGGCGAUCACCAAAUCCGCAACGGUGGCAGCGGUGGCGGCGGCGACAGCGACCAACAGCCUCAAGACGGCACACACAAAAGUUGCUACGUCUGGGGGGCACGCCAAUACGCAGCCCCCCAGUAAGCGUUCGAGUAGCGGUGCCGACGGCGAUUACCAGCUGGUUCAACAUGAAGUUCUCUAUUCGCUCUCCGCUGAGUAUGAGGUCUUGGAAUUUCUCGGACGCGGCACUUUCGGCCAAGUGGUUAAGUGCUGGAAGCGUGGCACCUCAGAAAUUGUGGCUAUUAAGAUUUUAAAGAAUCAUCCGUCGUAUGCACGUCAAGGACAGAUUGAAGUGUCAAUUUUGUCGCGGCUCAGUCAGGAAAAUGCUGAUGAAUUCAAUUUUGUGCGAGCUUUCGAGUGUUUCCAACACAAAAACCACACAUGCUUGGUUUUUGAAAUGCUUGAACAGAAUCUCUAUGAUUUUCUCAAGCAGAACAAGUUUUCACCACUACCAUUGAAAUAUAUACGGCCGAUAUUGGAGCAGGUUUUAACGGCGUUGCUGAAAUUGAAGCAACUUGGUUUGAUUCAUGCGGACUUGAAGCCGGAAAAUAUUAUGUUGGUAGAUCCUGUAAGACAACCUUAUAGAGUGAAGGUGAUUGAUUUUGGGAGCGCAUCGCAUGUCAGCAAAACGGUUUGCAAUACUUACUUGCAAUCGCGCUACUAUCGUGCACCGGAAAUAAUUCUAGGUUUGCCAUUUUGUGAGGCAAUCGACAUGUGGUCACUGGGCUGUGUAGUGGCUGAACUGUUCCUGGGUUGGCCCUUAUAUCCGGGCUCAUCUGAGUUCGAUCAAAUAAGGUACAUAUCACAGACACAGGGUCUGCCCACGGAGCACAUGUUGAACAGUGCCUCGAAGACAUCGAAAUUUUUCUAUCGCGACGUCGAUUCGACCUAUCCCUUUUGGCGUUUGAAGACCACGGAAGAACACGAAGCGGAGACAAACACGAAAAGCAAGGAGGCACGCAAAUAUAUAUUUAAUUGUUUAGAUGACAUCGGCCAAGUAAAUGUACCUACUGACUUGGAAGGCGGCCAAUUGUUGGCCGAAAAGACCGAUCGUCGAGAGUUCAUUGACCUGCUUAAGCGUAUGCUGACUAUUGAUCAGGAGCGUCGUCUUACACCUGCUGAGGCAUUGAACCAUUCCUUUGUACGCCUCACCCACCUAGUUGAUUAUGUUUAUUGUAACAAUGUAAAAGCGUCAGUACAGAUGAUGGAAGUAUGCCGACGUGGCGAUUUCCAUACCGUACAACCAGCCUCUACGUUGGUAACCAAUUUUGUACCAAGCACUACUGAGAAUAUGACGUUUACCAUCAACAAUCAGCUGACCAGUCAAGUGCAACGUCUAGUGCGUGAGCGUCCACUGGCUUACGAGGGCCUCUACCAAAUCUAUGGCGGCCGCAAUGUUGGACGUCAGUACACCCAAGGGCGUGCUGAUGCGUUCCAACAUCAGCUGAAUAUUUUGUGUCCGCCAUCUUACCAAACCAUGCCCAGUCCCACUAAGCAUGUUGUUGUGGGUAGCGCUACAAUGCAACCACCACUGCAAGUUCCUCCACAGCAAUAUGUGAAUGUGCCUGUGCCAGUAUCGAUGGUGGAACCGGCUUCCGGCCAACGUAUGCUACUGACCAAUCGUGUGCAAGCAAGCGGUGUGGCCUGGCCACAGACUGGGCGACAGAUGGCAUUGGUACCAUCGUGGCAACAGGCCCCAGCACAUUCGUUGAUUGUCGAUUCAGCACCAUUUUUGAAUGUUGAGGAGAUUUAUCCCAAACACCAUUUGAAUAUACCAAGAAAUGAUCUCAAGAAAGAGUCUCCAGUACAGCAUUUAGUGACUAAGAGCAACUCGUAUCGUGUGCCGCGUCACGACAAAAAGGAAAAUAAUCAGCUGUCACCUGUUAAGAAGCGUGUAAAGGAGAGUUCACCUCCGCAUCAGCAGCGCUAUAAUCGCGCUUCGCACGUUUCGCCGCAGUAUCAUAGUCAUCACAAUUGCAACUAUGGUAGCAGCUACAACAGCAAUGCUGGACCUGUUAUUACAUCGGCUUCUUCAAGUAACAUUGUUAGCCAGAGUGGCAGUAACAGUGGGGGCCAUCACCAUCAUCAUAGUAGUAACUCAGCCAAUCAACAACAUGUUAUUAACAGCAGCAGCAGCAGCAGCGGUGGUGGAGGCUAUAACAAUAGCAAUCAUCACAUUAUCAAUAAUUGUAGCAGCAACAACAGUGUUGGUGGCAAUUAUCACCAACAAACUCAUCACGCUCCACAACAACAGCCGGCUCAACAAACGGUGCAGCAUUCGCAUCAGCAUCAUGGCGCUAUUGUAAAGCAGCAAACAAUUACUAUUCAUGACACGCCGUCCCCAUCGGCCGUCAUAACGAUUUCGGAUAGUGAGGAUGAGGGCAACGAGCCACCUGCUCCAGUACCCGUGGCACCGGUAAUGAAGCAACGCGCUCAUGCGCAGUCGCAAACCAAUCCAGCGUUGUUGCAACACUCUUCAUCGUCUUCGUCGUGCCGUGCCAAUGGCCAUCAACAUCAAACACAAUCGCAACAACAACAGCCACAACUACAACCGCAGCCGCAGCAUGUGCACCAUCACCACCAUCAGCCCCAGCCACAGCCGCAACCACAGCAGCAGCAACAACAGCCGCAGCACCAGCACCAGCACCAAGCUGCAAACAUCUAUGGUAAUGCAUCAACAUCCACUUCAACGUCUACUAGUAGCAUCACUAAUCAUUCCAAGGCAAAGUUGUCGCAUGAAUCACAGUCGCAUCCGAAUACGUACUCACAUUCAAAUCUAACCCAUAGCGCUGAUGUCAGCAUCAAAUGUUCAAGUAGUUCGAACAGUAGCAAUAGCCAUAGCCAUAGCAGUAGCAAUAACAAUAAUGCCAAUAAUAAUAUUAAUAGCAAUAGUCAAGGCGGUGGCGUACAUAAUAAUAACAACAACAAUAGUAAUAGUAACAGUAACAGUAAUCAAUAUGCCACCGCCGCCCGAAGUACAGCGUCAAAUGCUGUGCAGGGCGGAAGCGGAAGUGGAACUGGAUUUGGUGCAGGAGCCGGAGCAGAUAUUGCCGUUGGCGCGGCUGCGGUCGCCGCAUGCUCGGCACAGCAACAUGUGCCACACGCACACUCGCUUCCACAUUCGCACUCGCAUUCGCAUCAUCAUAAUUCUCACCAUAACCAUCAGACGCCGACACAGACACUCAUGCAGACGCAAUAUAUUGCUAGCAAUCACCAUCAUCAACAAAUACAGCCACAGCCACAGCAGCAGCAACAUGCGGCUAGCAAUUGCGGCAGCAUCUCUAACAAUUCCGCCUCCACUUCCGCAACCAACACCAAUUCCAAUUCUACUUCUACUUCCACCCACCACCAUUAUAGUAGCAACAAUAGCAGCAACAACCAUCACCAUCAUGUUCCUAGCAACAGUUCCUCCAUAUCCUCAAACACCAACAAUUCUUCAUCUCAUCCAUCAUCUACCCUAUCCACUACCAAUCCCUAUCCACCCGCAAUAUCUUCCUCUUCUUCCGCAACCACCAGCAUCGCUCAUCGUCACAGCAAACACGUUCAGUUAGUAAUCCCAUGCGUAACCGUAGGUGACAACGAGGCAGAGGAGGGACGUCGUCGUGGCAGUCAUGUACAUAGUGGUGGUAAUAGUCCUAGACAACAACAGCUGCACCACCACCAACAAUUACAAUCAUCAUCCUCUUCACACCAUCACCAUCAUCAACAACAACAACAACAGCAGCAGCACCAACAACAGCAGCAACCACCACAACAACAACAACCACCACAACAACAACAACCACACCACCACCACCACCACCACCAACACCACCAGCACCAGCAGCACCAACAUCAGCAACAAGUUUCACAGCCACAACCACAACAGCAACAAUAUCAGCAGCCUACCCAGCAGCAACAGCCGAACAUUAAAUACGAGCCGGGACAGUCGCAGAAAAAGCGUAUAUUGGCCAUGGCCCAGAAUGAGUGUUACAAUAAUGGUGCCAGCUGCAGCGGCAGCUUAGGCAACCAAACUGCUAGUUUGCCACAUUUGCCAACGAAGCAGGAACCAGCCGAAUUUUAUGAGUAUCCGCCGCAGCAGGCCACCACGGUCGUUGUUGACAACAAACGUUCUUCGUGGGCAGCCGCGGCUACACAAGCACCACCAGCACAUCACAAGCGUGAGGUCACCUCCACGGCCUCAUCUGCAUCGGUGUACGUGCAGCAUGCGCCAUCCUCAUCAGCAGCUGCACCUCCAUUGGCGCAUUCGAAGAGCUCUUCAUCGGCAGUUGGCGGUGCGGUGGUAGUAGGUGCAGUUUCAGGAGCUGCUGCAGGGCCACCUUCGUGGGGUGCACCACAAGUAUACCAUAGACAGCAACAAACUCAUACUGCUGUACAAGUGGUCGCACCAUCAGCCCAACAGCAAUCACAGCCACAACCGCCACAUCAUCAGCAUCAAGCGAAUACCCCAAUCGGAGGUUCGCCAUCCGCUGCUACAGCAGUGAUGCUGCAGCCGGAUAUUUAUGCGCAGGGUGACAUGUAUCGACGCCCAACAGUGUUUGUAUCGCAGGCGACUCCCACAUAUGCAUAUAAUCGUGCUGCAGUAGCACCGCCGCCAGCACAUAACAGUUCGAGUCGUCAGGUAAUACCAUCGCAUCCACUGCCUGCCCAUAUACAUUUUCCCACACAGUACAGCCAAUUUGGUCCUCUCAGCCCAGCACAAGUUGCCGCUAGCAAGCAUGCGCAUUAUGCUCCGACGAACAUAUGGUACGGUGGAGAGUAAACUGGUUUAAAACACUCGAAUCGUUUUUAUCUGAUUGCACUGGCAGCAACAGCAGAUUUAUGAAAACAAAAUGCAGCAAAAAUAAUUACAAUAAUAAUAAUAUUGUCAUAC
Molecule: messenger RNA, 5066 nt
Organism: Anastrepha ludens (Mexican fruit fly)
Lineage: Eukaryota; Metazoa; Arthropoda; Insecta; Diptera; Tephritidae
Gene: Hipk
Product: homeodomain-interacting protein kinase 2
Exons: 11
Coding region: 591-4955 (1454 amino acids)
Biological process (GO): peptidyl-threonine phosphorylation; peptidyl-serine phosphorylation
Cellular component (GO): cytoplasm; nucleus
Molecular function (GO): ATP binding; protein tyrosine kinase activity; protein serine/threonine kinase activity
Source: RefSeq, a predicted model, not a curated record